UUCAAAUUUAAAUUUCAGUGCAAAUUUAUACUGCAAAUUCAUCAAAUGCAAAAAUAACUUAAGAGAUUAAUAAAAUUACAGUUUAUCCCUUAUGACCAAAAAAUACUUGUAAACAUUUUACAAAUAUAUUCUUGUAAAAUAUUCUCUGUAUAAUGAAAUAUUCUCAUGUAUUUAAUUUUAAAGUGAAUUUAUAAAAUUUAUAAAAAAAUAUUUUGAUGGAAAAUAAAUUUAAACCAUGGGAUAAUUUGCAAAAUACCCUAUUUAGGAUUUGAAAUUUGAUAAUUGCAAUUUUUAUUUUACUUUUUGAAAUAUACACUUCCUUGAUAUGAAUUGACGUUUUUACCCAAGAUAUAUAAAUUCAAAACUAAUAAAAAUAAUAUCAUUAAAAUAAUUUAUGUUUAAGAUAACUAUGUGUGUUGAGAUAAAUAUGUCAUAAUCUUUCCGAGUUUCUUGUGGGGAAAUAUUUUCCCAUGCCUCCAAUUGUUCGUUUCUUUCCACAGAGUGUAUUUUUUUUACAGGAAUCCGGACCUCUCACUUAGUCCGACUAUUUCACCGCGUCCAACCGGAACUAGCGAGGAAGGUCCUGGAGGCCAUACGGAAACCAUGUUAAAUCCGCUGUGGCCGGAGUUCGAACUCGUGAUGACGGGCACCUCAGCCGAGGUUCCUUUACCACCAGACCAUGAGGCCCGGUUCAGAGUGUAAAUUGUAGCUUGAAAGUUGUACCUUACUAGCAGCAAUGAGUUAUGAUUAAGAGUUGUUGUGCUGAGCAUGGUUACAUGCGCCCUACCUCUGUGUACUGAUCUCUUAAAGGGGAGUCAAGACCGCUCAUGGAACAAUGAAGAAGAACAAUAUCAAAUGUGGAUGCGGAAAUGACAAGAUUUUUUAUUUUAUACCAUACUUCAUUCAAAUCUUUCACAUCAAAACCGUUGUCAGAUUAGUCACUGAAAUAAAAAUUCCAUAUAAUGUGAUUAUUAUGUUACAUUGUUUCUCCAAUGGCAGAUUCGAUAUGUUUAAGUAGAAACUGAUGUAGCUUCUUUCUUAAUUCUUCGACUUUUUCACUGGCUUCACAUCUGUUUUUUAUCAGAUCAUCGAGCCAACAGUUUACUGCUUUAAGGCUGACAAGAAUAGACUCUUUUCCAUUUGCUUUUUCCUUCUUCACAAAGAAGGACCCUUUCUUCAGUGAGUUCUCCAAAUAUUUAAAGAACCAUUGGCUUGAAACUCGAAGUAACUCCUCCGCUGAACUCAGUGACUCUUUUAACCUGUUCUUCUUACCUUCAGAAUUACUUAUUUCAGAAACAGAACUAUGUUUUGUUGAAGGCUGUUUGACACCCAUGUAAGCUUGGUUUCUUGAACUGGGAAAAACCGGUCACUACAGCAUCUUGAACCCAAGCUACUGCAUUCUUCUUAGCUCCUACCUCCUAAUCUACAAGAACCGUUGUGAGUAAGCAACAGACAGAGUGCUUUGCAAAAAACGUUUUGAACAGAUAAACCUUUUCAGAAAAACGUUUAGAACAUAAAAGCGUCAAAUUCCAAAGUCGUAGCUAGCACGAUUUAUGUUUAAUGAAAGGUUUGUUGUUGUUUAAUUAGUUAUUUGAUUUUAUGGUUUAAGGUAUUCUUAGAGCAUCUCCAAAGAGAAACUCCAUUUUGAAGUUUCCAAAACUCUAUAUUUGAAGUUUAAAAUGUUCUUCUCCAAAGGCAAAACUUCAGACUCAACUUCAAAAUUAUUUGUAUUUUAUAAUAUGGUCAUUAUAUUUGUCAUAACUAAUUUGAAUUCAUAAAACUUUUGUAAGUAACUAGCACAUAUAUAAACAUAUCACAACAAUAUUAAUUAAAGAAAUAUUCUAUUAUAAUUUAAAAUUUUAGAUAAAAAUAACUUAAUUAAUAUUAAACUUCGCAAAAUACCAUAUUAUUCCAUAAAUGAUUUUCGUAAUGCAUAUGUGAUCUAUUAGUGCAUUUUGAAGUAAAAAUGGCUCUCCUCAUUUUUACUUUGUUGAAAUCGGGUGAUAUUGAUACUUGUAAAUAUAUCAGAUCAAAACAAGAAAGUAAAAGAGAAACAUAAAAUAUUGCUAAAAGACUAAUUUAUUUUCAAUGAUAUUAAUACUCAUGAAUAUAUUGGAUAUGAAUAAGAAAGAAUUGUACGAAAAAGACAAAAAAAAAAAAAACAACAACAACAACCAUCUUCAGUUAACAAAAAACAUUGGACAAUAUUUGAAAAUUUUGAGGUUCCGGAUCAAACUUACCUACUACUAGUGUUGUUGUAAUAUUUAAAUUUGUGUAAUAGUUAUGUCAUCAUGUAAUUUUUAAAAAUAUUUUUUUGUUAAGUUUCUUUUGUAUAUUAUUGUUUUCCUAGUUAAAAUAUUUUAAAUCUUAUUUUGAAGUUUUAUUUAAUUUUAUGUGUAAAAUAAAAUUUUGUAAACAUAAUUUAAAAUAUUUAUGAGAUAUAAUUUUUGUAAGGAUUAAAAUAAUAAACAAGAAAAUAUUUAUGGAAUAUAAAUGUGAUGUGUGAUUGUAAAGAGCAAAAUGCAAAUAAAAAAUAUGAAACUUUAAAUUUGAAGUUUUGAGUAGUGAAACUCAAAUAUAGAGUUUCACUCCUCAAAAUAUCAAAUUUGAAGUUUUUGAAAUUUCUUUUUGAGAAGCAAAAAACUUCAUAUUUGAAAUUAUAUAGUGUCUUUUGGAGAUGCUCUUACAUAUAGUGCACUAGAAAAGUUCCGCAAUAGUUCUACACUUUUUAAAUGUCUUCUAGUGCAUUUUAUUUUAGAAUAUUUUCCAAAAAAACUUCCGAAACCGAAAAUAUUUAAUCAAGUCUUAAUUUUUACUUUAAGAUUUAAUAUAACUGUACUUAACUAAUAAUUUAUAUAUGAUGUUUAUUAGGGUUUGGAAGAUUUCCCUUUUAUCACUUAAGAUUUCUGUAGAAGACCUUACAGUGAAGUCUACUAUUACCCAGUCAAAUUUUAGUAAAAUUUGUGGUUUUCCGGUAACCAUUAAUUUAGAAAUAUAACAAAUAAUUUUUAUUAGCUUAAAAUUGAAAACCUAAAAUUAUUAUUUCUUCUCAUGUACAACGGCGCCUCGUCAUUAAUUCUUUCUUUUCUUCUCUCAUUUAUCUGAAAACGAGUGGUGAUUGCGGACACAAACAAGGUCAGUGACGAUGUUGCCUUCUACCCAAUCGUAAGGCUGACCAAGACGACUAUAGGCGAGGUCGUCACUUGUCAGAGAGAGAGUUCUGGAGCUGCUUGCUUUGCCUGAAGAUGAUGUUCCUCGGCUCCUCGCUUCUUGCUUGACAUUGGUUAUCUCUUUAACCUUCCUGCAAAAGCGGAGAGCAGGGAAACAAUCUCUGAGAAUGGGCACCAAUGGAUUGGCCUUGACCUCUCAGCCUCUAUGCUUAGAAAGUGAUGGAGGUCGCUAAUUUGUUGCUUCUCUAGCAAGGAGCGAACAUAGCCAGGCAUGACCGGACCUUGCCACAUACGAUUGAUGGCGGUGAUCCCUUGUCACACUAAUGGCUAUUUCAGAGGCCGCCUUGUUACAUGUGCCCGGCACAAAUUGCAGGCUGCUUCCAGAAGAGAAUUGCUGGAGAUAGUUACUGAUGGCGCUAGCAGCUCUUUCAGAAGAGAAUUCAGACAUCACGUUUUUAAUUUUCAAAUCAACCAGGGCUUUUGCUGACCACAACAAAGCCAAAAGGUCAUCCUGUAAUGAGGAUGCAAUGCCACUGAAGGAUCUCCUGCUAUGGAAAAUAGCUUUCCCACUCGAGUCUCUUAAGUAGAAGUUAACACAUUUUUUCUUUCUAACUGCAAUAUCAGCUGGAAUAUGGAACCUUGUAAAACAAACUUACUAUAACUACUUUCUGCAAAUUACAAAUGAGUGAUAAAGUUUCAACUUUUUGAGAAAAUUUCCCAAAAAUGAGUCUCACCUUCUUGACCAAAUUAACACCUAAUCUCUUUUAGAGGAACAUUCUCUCAUUUACUGCAAAAUAUAGAAAUAGUAUACGAUAAAAACUAAAACAUAACUCUGUUUAAAAUUAUAUACUUUGACACACGGUCUCUUUCUCUACAAUUUUGUUUGUAACUUUUCCUCCACCUCUACCUCAAUUUUGUUACGGUUUACAUAUAUAUAUAUGAAUUAAAAAGUAGUAAUAAAAUAAUCUACUGCUGACAAAAAAAUACUACUUUGUAGUAUAAUUUUGGCUGUAAAAAUUAAAAAGUGGUAAUAAAUAAUUUUUUGGAAUGAUGUGCAUCUGUAGUUACUUUUCUUCUUGGAAAUUGAUAUUUAUUUGUCCAACAAAUGUGAACUACUUGGAUUAGAUGUGACUAUAUAUCCGGAGAUCUCAAGCGUCCAACGAAUCAAAAGGCUCACAAGCAAAAGGAAAAAUUAGUCCACGUUGAUGAACCACCACUUGAAAAAUCUUGAAGCACAAUUUCACAAGUUUCCUUUCGAUCCCAACCCCAUCUUUUAUAAUAUAAAUUUCAAACAGAAGCACCUAAACUUCUCAAAAUCGUGAGGAAUGGCCACACAAGCUUCUCGUUCAAGAAGAGAUAUGGACGUGACUAUCUUCUUGUUCUCCUUCCUCUUAACUCUCACUGCUCUAGUGGAAGCUGCUGGUCGUGGAGUUUCCAAUAAUAAUAACAAAAAUGGCGGAUUAGGAGCUUCGUUUAUAUUUGGAGAUUCUCUAGUCGAUGCCGGAAACAAUAAUUAUCUACCGACCUUGUCUAGGGCCAAUAUGAAGCCUAAUGGUAUCGAUUUCAAAGCCUCCGGAGGAAACCCUACCGGUCGGUUUACUAAUGGCCGGACCAUUGGUGACAUCGUUGGGGAAGAGCUAGGGUCAGCGAACUAUGCGAUCCCAUUCUUAGCACCAAACGCUACCGGAAAAGCUUUAUUAGCCGGUGUUAAUUACGCGUCUGGAGGAGGAGGAAUCAUGAAUGCAACCGGAAGAAUCUUUGUGAAUAGGUUAGGUAUGGAUGUACAAGUCGAUUUCUUCAACACCACACGUAAACAAUUCGAUGACCUACUUGGAAAGGACAAAGCAAAAGAGUAUAUAAGCAAGAAAUCAAUAUUCUCAAUCACUAUUGGAGCCAACGACUUCCUCAACAACUAUCUAUUCCCACUUCUCUCCGUCGGAACACGGCUCACGGAAACUCCUGAUAUCUUUAUUGACGACAUGCUUGAUCAUCUACGCGACCAACUAACCAGGUUGUAUCAAUUGGAUGCGAGAAAGUUUGUGAUCGGGAACGUUGGACCGAUCGGAUGCAUACCGUACCAGAAAACCAUUAAUCAAUUAAACGAAGACGAGUGUGUGGACUUGGCUAAUAAGCUAGCAAAUCAAUACAACGUUCGACUAAAGAGUUUAUUGGAGGACCUAAACAAGAAGCUUCCCGGAGCAAUGUUCGUGCAUGCAAAUGUCUACGAUCUGGUCAUGGAACUCAUUACUAACUACAAAAAAUACGGGUUCAAAACUGCCACAAAGGCUUGUUGCGGUAAUGGAGGACAGUAUGCGGGUAUAGUACCGUGCGGACCGACUUCGAGUUUGUGCGAAGAAAGGGAUAAGUAUGUGUUUUGGGAUCCCUAUCAUCCGAGUGAAGCAGCAAAUGUUAUCAUCGCGAAGCAAUUGUUGUAUGGUGAUACUAAAGUUAUAUCUCCGGUUAAUCUCAGCAAACUUAGAGAUAUGUGAUUUGAUUGUCUGCUGAACAAAGCGUCUCCUUGGAGAUUCUAUAAAUAUUUUUCUUGCAUUUACGUUUGUUAUACGCAAAGCUAAGAUCCAUCUUUGUAUCAUUGUAUGUGUUUGUGUUGUGUUUACUUUUAGUGAGAAUUCUUUUUUUUUGUCAAGAUAUAUGAUAGAAAAUUCGAAAAUGUAUUUGUCAAAAAUGUGAACAAAUUUCUGGUUCUCCUUCUA
This is a messenger RNA of Brassica rapa (field mustard), 5881 nucleotides long. RefSeq names its product GDSL esterase/lipase At2g23540. The record is from RefSeq and is a predicted model, not a curated record. NCBI's taxonomy places the organism in Eukaryota, Viridiplantae, Streptophyta, Magnoliopsida, Brassicales, Brassicaceae. Gene Ontology annotation, molecular function: hydrolase activity, acting on ester bonds.